AUGGCUUCAUACUUGAAUCACUUCAGCUUGUUGCGAACCAUCUCCCUUUUAUACUUUCUAUUCACACUCAUUUGCAGCGGAUCAUCUCUAAGCCAUGAUGAGGAAUGCUCAGCCUUGUAUCUGUUCAAGCAAAGCUUAAUUCAUCAAGAUGAUGAGUUUUGCGCUGCUACUUGGUUUCAAACAUUCAAAUCUUGGAAGCCCAGAACCAGAAGCAAUGCAUCGGAUGCUGGUUUUGAUUGUUGUUCGUGGUAUGGGGUGGAGUGCAGAAAUGACCAUGAGAAUGGUCAUGUGAUCGGCCUUGACUUGAGCGAAUGCUCUCUUUGCAGGCAUAUCAACUCUAACAGCACUCUCUUCAGCCUUGUUCAUCUUCAGAGGCUCAACCUUGCCAUGAACAACUUUGAUGAAUCUCACAUCCCAUCUGAGAUUGCUCAUCUAAAGCAAUUAAGAAGCCUCAAUCUCUCUUAUUCUGGGUUUAGUGGCCAAAUCCCAAACGAAAUCUCAGAGUUGAUGCAAUUGUCUUCCUUAGAUCUGUCGAUGAAUCUACUAAAGCUUCAAACUCCUAGUGGCUUCGAGAAUCUAGUGCAAAACUUAACAGGACUCGAAGAACUCGAUCUCUCAUGGGUUGACAUUAGUUCUUCCGUACCUCAUUUCUUGGCGAACUUUUCUUCUUUGAGGUCAAUCAGGCUGUAUAAUUGUUUGCUUCAGAAUGAAUUCCCAAAAGCCAUACUUGAGAUGCCAAAGUUAGAAAUACUUGAUGUGGCAUCAAAUACCAACCUCAUUGGUUCCAUUCCUGAAUUUCAUAGCAGCAGCUUGCUUAAAUUGGGCCUUUCGGAUUGA
Molecule: messenger RNA, 837 nt
Organism: Lactuca virosa
Lineage: Eukaryota; Viridiplantae; Streptophyta; Magnoliopsida; Asterales; Asteraceae
Source: the annotation of a GenBank genome assembly